CAACAGGGUUGCAAGAAACAGGUUGAGAAGAAAAGAUGCAAAUUAACUGCCAAAGAUUUGAGAAGAACCAAACGUGAAGCUACCAGGACCCCAUUAUCCUCCAGUGCUGUCAUAUUCCAGAACUGCAACAUACCUGAAGUGCCCAGAAGGUGUUCAGUGCUCAGAGACAUGGCCAAGGUAAGGAGGCUGAAACCUGACCACCACUCAACAAGACACAGAAGCUAAAACAUCAAGACUGGGCCAAGAAACUUCUGAAGACGGAUUUUUCAAUGGUUUUAUGGAAUGAGGAGUUGAGAUUGACUCUUGACAGACCAGA
Molecule: messenger RNA, 316 nt
Organism: Staurois parvus
Lineage: Eukaryota; Metazoa; Chordata; Amphibia; Anura; Ranidae
Source: the annotation of a GenBank genome assembly